Molecule: messenger RNA, 2937 nt
Organism: Oreochromis niloticus (Nile tilapia)
Lineage: Eukaryota; Metazoa; Chordata; Actinopteri; Cichliformes; Cichlidae
Product: transmembrane protein 269
Exons: 7
Coding region: 254-985 (243 amino acids)
Biological process (GO): phospholipid biosynthetic process
Cellular component (GO): membrane
Molecular function (GO): phosphotransferase activity, for other substituted phosphate groups
Source: RefSeq, a predicted model, not a curated record
GGACCCGCUGAAAAAAUAGCUGGGAAGUUGACAGGUAACCGGUUGUGUGACGACUGUGAGACUGAGGGCGUGGCAACAUUAAACUCAGGCUUUAAAUUCAUUUUCAAAUUGAUCUGCUGAAAAACAGAAUAAAAAACAUAACGAGGAAAAAUAAGAUUAUAGGAUCCCAGUGCGUGCGUUUCUCCAUCCUUUGAUUUGUAUACACUAAGUAAUCAGUGGAGCUCCUUCGAAGUUGUUGCACUUUGAGCCAGACAUGAUCAUGGUCCUCCUGACGUCCUCCUCUGGUUUCUUUCAGUGCACCAAAAAACUCUUUCUGAGCGAUCGGGCCACAGAACUUCAGAUCAAGGAGUUUGCGCGUAAAAAUGCAGCUAAUGCACUGUCAGUUGCCAACAUGGUCAUGGGCAUGGCCUCGAUUCUCAGCAGCCUUAAUGGGCACCAUCACGCUGCGUGUUGGCUCGUUCUGAUUGGCUACCUCCUGGAUUUGGCAGAUGGAGCAGUUGCCAGGCAACUCAAUGCAUGCUCUGCACUGGGUGCAAAGCUAGACGAUUUUGCUGACUUCACGACCUUUGGGAUUGCGACGUCGUUGCUCCUGAGAACAUCUGAUCUGCUCGAUAACAUCCUGUGCAUGUGUUACGUCCUGUCUGUCUUUGUCCGCCUCUGUUUCUUCUCCAGUGGGAUCCCUUUCAUGUAUCGUGGUCUGCCCUGUAUUUACUCGUCGGCCAUCCUGGCCAGUGCCUCUUUGCUGUCAGGGGGAAGCAUGGCAUUGCUCCGAGUCAUUGCAGUUGCCAUGAUCCUCUUCAUGAUCAGCCAGAACUUUUACCCUCACGACAGAGUGCUGGAGUCGCAGGCCUGGAAGAAAGUAGUCUACGCUGGAGGAAUCAUCAUGUUGUUCUGCUCUUCCUUCCCUCCUGCGUGUAUGUACUACCUGCUGUGGUCUGUCUCCUACAUUUUGUUCCCAACAUCGCUAUGGAGCAGUAAAGUGUAAAAGGGAUGCUGGCACGCUUAAAAACACUCCCAAACAGGUUUACCUCAGCCCGUCCAGGUGAACCAAGGCUUACAGAUUGCUGCUGCGCCUUACUGCCGUGGAGCAUUCAAGCUAAUUCAUGCAUCACAUGCAUACACUCUGCUUAUUGUUUUGUUUUGUUGUUUUUUUUGAGAUGACACCUCUGGGGGAACCUAAAAUCAGUCAGAAUGAUGAACAAGGCAUUUUAUGUUACUGGUGAGGAUUAACCUUCAUCCUGUCAUCUAUUAAACCCCCUUCUUCAGUAUUAAUCCAAUCUUGGUCAGUAUUGGGAGCACAUGGCAGCAGGCACUUCUACAGUACGAUUCUAAAUAUUAUUUUUAAAAAUAUAUAUAUUUCCAAUAUUUUCUUACUUCUAACUUGUUGUGGUUUAUCGCAAAUGACUUAAUAAUAUUUAUUUCAUAGUGUUGAGUGUAGUUAAAGAAAUGGCUACUGAAACAGUAACAAUUAUGUAGGUAUGUGCUCUAAUCCAUGAAUCAAAAGUAAUAUCUCAUUGAGAUUCAGAAUUUCAUGCCCUCUCUGUAUCUGUACUUUAUAACAGAGUCAUUUUAAUUCAUCCAGUACUAAGACCCAUUUUGAGUAAAAUUAUAUUUUUUGACGUUUGUUUUUGGAUUGAGAUCAUUACCAUUUAUGGGGAGGUCUUAAAUCCAGUGAUUAGGGAAAAUAUAAUACUUUAAUAUGAUUGUAGUGUCCUUCACAAUUUUGAUUUGCUGUUUGAAUAUUUGUUUUAAAUAACUUAAAAUGAAACUGACCAGAACUCUUGUAAGUUAGAGGCUUUUAUUUAAGCUUCAAGACUAUAUGAUGCGAUAGAUUCCCGUAUUUCAUCAAUGUGUGAUUAUUUUUUUUAUUGGGUUAUUAUAUGCAUUUGCCUCUGUUUUAAGAGGCAUUAUGGUUUAAAUAGUAAGUAAAUCCACACUGGACUGUAAUGGUGAUGAAUUAGUGAUGUCACAGCAGGUGUCUUUAGAACAUCUUACGUGGCAUAAGGACUCAAGGUGAAAUACUAAAUCCCCAGCAGUUUUCUGCCUCAUGUAGUGUGAAUUUACCCUUAGAGAGGCUUCUAAACCUUUCCUGCCAUCUAGUGGGUAAAAUUGCUGCACGUUCUGCUUCAACUUAAAGGCAAGAUAAUGUCAGAGUCAGCGCUGAGUUUGAUCACAAGCAUAGUGCAGCAGACUUUAAACCCAAAGAGGCUGGUGGAGGAAAUAAUGUGUGUGAUGGUAUUGGCCAGUAUAUAUCUGAUCUGAGACAAAUCACUUGUUUUGUAGAUCAGUCUUAUUUAGUAAGGAUGCAUUUUUGAAAUCUCUCAUUGUGUUUCACAGUGGGUGUUAGUGCCUCUCUGGAUUGUGAGUAACAAAUGAUUAUGAUUGUUAGGUUUUUCUCUGUAUGUAUUAUUGUAAGGAAACCUUACAAUAUAAAGGCGACUGUUGUUGUGAUUUGGCGAUGUAUAAAUAAAAUUGAAUUGAAAUGAGAAGAUUAUAUAGUUUUGUACCAAUUUGUUCAGAAGCCCGAUGAAAUGUGAGCACAGAGUAACAGUUGAAUGUGUCUGUUUUCAGGCACUUGUGUAAAUUAUGAUUUGUUGUCCGCUCUUUAAAAAACCAUCAUCCUUGAGCUCACACUCAGAGGUGUCAAAGUAGGGUAUGAAAUCACUCGCAGUUUAGGUUCAGUGAUUUUAGUUACUUUAAUUAGUCUUCUGUAAGCCACAGCGUUUUGGAACUCAAGUUAUCCAUAUUAUUCUGCCUUAAAGAGCUAUUUGAAGCAAUGAUAAUCAAGUGGAGCACAAUUUUACAAUACAAGACCUUUGUUAAGAAAUAAAAAAACAGAAACAAAUGUAAUGUCUUCUGAUUCAGUUAUGAUUUAAAAUCACUGUAGUUCAUUCUCGACAUGGUUUACGAUAACCAGUGUUGUGAUUAAAAUCGACA